UAUCCCCCAGAACCAGUCACUGACGAGCUCGUAGAGGAAAUCGUUAGAGGGUUUUGUUCGGAGACGUCGAAAAUGGCCAUAGAAGAGGUGGGAUGCGCGUGCUGCGGAAGUCUUUGCAAUCGUGCGUCCUCAAGAUCAGUCAAAGAUCGUAAGUUAGAUCUAUCCCUUCUGAUCGAGCCUCAUGCUACUCGCCUCGAGCGCCAUUCCUCUAACGAGCGAAUCAAGCACAUAGACGGCCCAGUGCUUGCGGAUGGGUGCGAUCGUGUGUGCGUAUCUUGCUAUGAUUCCCUCGUGAACGGCAGACGACCUCUAAAGUCCUUGGCAAAUGGUCUUUGGAUAGGCGAAGUACCUGAAGUUCUCAAAGGUCUAUCUUACGCCGAGAUGCAAAUGAUAAGUAAGAUACGCCAUAAUCGCACCGUCGUUCGCGUGCGUUCGGGUCGAGGGAAGAUGAUUGCCAACGCGGUCAUGUUUUCCAGUCCCCUCCCUCAGGUUCGGAAAAUACUUCCUCCUCAUCGCGAGGAGCUUAACGAGGUCGUUGCGUUCACCUUCCUCGGUACCGCUAGACCGACGCCAGAGGAAUUCGCCAGGACCCCUAUGCUCAUGAGGUUAGAUGUGGUAGAGAAUGCGUUGCGUUGGUUAUGUCCUAAUCACCCGUCAUUCCACGACGUUGAGAUUUCGAAGGAAAAUUUGGAAAGUUACCGCGUCGCAGACCCCCUCGUAUGGGAAUUUCGCCAGCUGGCGGAAGAUGAUACUAUCCAGGAAGCAACCGCCACCAGCGUGGCGAAUGAAGACGUGGACGCUCCGGAUCACGGUCCCUGCCCCUUUGUCGUUCAUGGACUAACG
This is a messenger RNA of Schizophyllum commune H4-8, 843 nucleotides long. RefSeq lists its product as uncharacterized. The record is from RefSeq and is a predicted model, not a curated record. The transcript has a single exon. The annotation marks the transcript as partial. Lineage: Eukaryota; Fungi; Basidiomycota; Agaricomycetes; Agaricales; Schizophyllaceae.